Messenger RNA from Panicum hallii, 3871 nucleotides. RefSeq names its product probable LRR receptor-like serine/threonine-protein kinase At1g53430. Bases 213 to 3320 code for a protein of 1035 amino acids. Gene Ontology annotation, biological process: protein phosphorylation. The record is from RefSeq and is a predicted model, not a curated record. NCBI's taxonomy places the organism in Eukaryota, Viridiplantae, Streptophyta, Magnoliopsida, Poales, Poaceae. Gene Ontology annotation, molecular function: ATP binding; protein kinase activity; protein binding. The transcript is spliced from 24 exons.
GCCACGAGCAAAACCAGCAGGCGCGCCCGGCCCUCUGGCGAGGAACGAGAGGUUCUCCGUUCUCGCGCACACAGAGGCGGACAAGCCUCGCCUGCCAACUCGCUCGCGGCGCAACGCGCGAGCUCGCUCUCUAGUCUCGAGCAGCUGGCUCGCUCGAGCGAAACCAGGAGGACAGCCGGUGAGGAGGAAAAGGAGAGGAGGGGAGCGAGCCGAUGGGGAUGGCCCGCGGCGGCGGCGGCUUCCGUCUCCUCGUCCUGCUCCUCCUGGGCCUCGCCUGCAGCAAUGGCGGGCGAUGCUCGUGGGCGCGGACCACGCUGCUGCCGCAGCAAGAAGUUGAAGCACUCAAAGGUAUAGCGACCAAGCUUAACAAGACGGAUUGGGAUUUUAGUGUCGAUCCAUGUAGCGCAUCCGGAAAUUGGGCCAACUCCACAGGAUUUCUUAUCAGUAACGUGACAUGUGAUUGUUCAUUCAAGAACAAUACAGAGUGUCAUAUUAUCAGAUUGGAGCUUAUGCGGCAGAAUCUUAGUGGAGUUCUACCGGAUGAAGUUGUCAACCUUACUUAUCUGCGAUAUCUCGACUUGUCACGCAACUUCAUUCAAGGACCCAUUCCAGCUUCAUGGGGUGACCUACCUGUUUACAAUCUGUCUCUCCAGGGAAAUCGUAUAUCUGGAAUAUUACCUAAGGAACUUGGACGCAUGCCCAUGUUGAAAUCUAUACAGUUAGAAGGCAAUCAGAUCGAGGGUCCUAUUCCACCAGAGCUGGGUAACAUCAGCACUUUGCAGAGAUUUUUCAUUUCUGCAAAUAACAUCACAGGAGAGUUGCCCUCAACCUUUUCCAGGCUGACAAAUAUGACAGAUUUCCGUAUUGAUGGGAACAGUAUCUCGGGGAAAAUACCUAGCUUUAUAAAGAACUGGCAGAGCGUCAACAGAAUAGACAUGCAGGGUACAUCGAUGAGUGGGCCUAUUCCUCCAGAAAUUUCCUUGUUGAAGAACUUGACAGAACUGAGGGUGACUGAUUUGAGUGGACCAAGCAUGAAAUUUCCUCCCUUACAAAAUGCACUGCACCUUACGGAAGUGGUCCUGCGAAAUUGCUCCAUAUAUGGUGAAAUACCUUAUUACCUUGGACAGAUGCUGUACCUGAAAGUCUUGGAUAUAAGCUUCAACAAGUUGACUGGUAAAGUUCCAGAAACUUUUGGAGGAAUGGCGGCACUACAAUAUUUGUACCUGACUGAGAAUAUGCUGACCGGAGAUUUUCCUUCAUGGAUGUUGAAAAACAAAGCAAGCAAUAAAGUAAACAUGGAUAUAUCGUAUAAUAACUUCACAGGUAACCCUCCAUCUGAGUGUCAGCAAGUAAACCUAAAUAUGGUGUCAAGCUUUUCAUCUUCAAAUGACAACUUGUUGCAACCGUGUUUAAGAAAGAGGCUUCCUUGCACAACCAGACCACGUCAUUCCUCCCUGUUCGUCAACUGUGGAGGCAAAAGUGUUUCGGUCAAUGGGAUUACAUAUGAGGAUGAUUCGUCCCAAAUAGGAACAUCAACUUUUGUUUUAUCAGAUGAUAAGAAAUGGGCAUAUAGUAGUACUGGUGAUUUUGUGGGUAAUGAGAAUGGUGACUACAUUGCUAGAAACACCUCGAAACUGACCCUGGCUUAUCCCGAGCUAUAUACUGAAGCUCGUCUCUCACCUCUGUCACUGAAAUACUAUGGCCUUUGCAUGGAGAAUGGUGAAUAUACGGUGAAGCUUCAUUUUGCUGAGAUUGUAUUCACAGACGAUCAUACUUAUUCCAGCAACGGCAAGCGUGUUUUCGAUGUCUUCAUCCAGGGUGCUAAAGUUCUGGAUGAUUUCAACAUCAAAGAUCAGGCUGGCGGCGCUCAUCGUGAGAUCACCAGAACUUUUACCACCAACAUUACAGACAACACGCUGGAAAUUCACUUCUACUGGGGAGGCAAAGGCACCACAGCAAUACCUUAUCGCGGCGUGUACGGUCCGCUGAUCUCAGCCAUAUCAGUGACACAGACAGGCAGGAACCACCAUAGACUCUCUACUAGAGUGGUGAUUGCCAUUGUGGUUGGCGCGGCAUCUUUCACUGUCAUACUUCUGCUGAUAGCUUUCUACUUCAAAGUCUUUUCAAAGAAGAACGCGAAAGGAAACGGUAGACAUUCCUUUUACCAAGGAAGGAAAACUAAUACUUCAGAGCUUCAAACAAGGGCACAAUAUUUCUUUAGCCUGAAAGAGAUUGAAUCUGCAACAGAACAUUUUGACCCUGGUAAUAAAAUAGGAGAGGGUGGCUUUGGACCUGUUUACAAGGGUACACUGCCAGAUGGUACUAUAGUUGCAGUAAAAAAGCUGUCUUCAAAGUCGAGCCAAGGAAAUCGUGAGUUUUUAAACGAGAUUGGAAUAAUAUCGGCUCUAAGGCAUCCAAACCUUGUGAGGCUCUUUGGUUGUUGUAUUGAUGGGGAUCAGCUUCUGCUGAUAUAUGAAUUCUUGGAAAAUAACAGUGUUGGUCGUGCGCUUUUUGGUCGCGCAGAGCAUCAGUUGAAAUUAGAUUGGACAACAAGGUACAACAUCUGCCUUGGAACUGCGAAAGGCCUGGCCUAUCUCCAUGAAGAAUCUACAUUAAAAAUCGUCCACAGAGAUAUUAAACCAUCAAAUAUUCUUCUUGAUAAAAAGCUGCAGCCAAAAAUAUCAGAUUUUGGCUUGGCUAAACUGAAUGAUGACUGUGGCCGCGUGAGCACUCGGAUUGCUGGAACUGUUGGUUAUAUGGCACCUGAAUAUGCCACAAGAGGAUGCUUGACACGCAAAGCGGAUGUCUACAGCUAUGGAGUGGUGGCACUAGAGAUUGUUAGUGGCAUGAGCAAUAUAAAUAGCAUGUCUAAUGAAGAAUAUUUGCAUCUUCUUGAUUUGGCCGAAAGGUUGAAGCAGCAAGGGAAGCUGCUAGAAUUGGUGGACGAGCGUCUCGGUUCUGACUACUCGCAAGAACAGGCACUGAGGCUGCUGAACAUAGCUCUCCUUUGUACAAAAACGUCACCAACCCAGCGGCCAAGAAUGUCUUCAGUGGUCAAUAUGCUUUGCGGUCAGAUCCCUAUCCAGGUUGUACCUGAAGACGACAAUCUCAGUGAAGACUUGCGAUUCGACAUUGCCCGAUCCCAAUGCUCCAUGAAUGACAGCAAAACAGAUUGGUCCCAGAUGCCAUCCCAAUGCUCCAUGAAUGACAGCAAAACAGAUUGGUCCCAGAUGCCAUCAAGCGAUCCUUCGAUCUUGCGCCACACCAGCAAGGACAGUGGCUACCUCCCAUCUUCGAGCUCCUCUUCUCUGAAGCUGUGAGCUGCGUUGCCACGAGUUGCUAGGCAGCAAGGUUGAUGGUGUCGGCAUUUUCUUUUUGGCCCCAACGCAGCCGUUGUAAAGAGCAAACAUUCGGUUCGAUGCUUCCAGCAAGUUAAUGAUUCCUACAAGUGGUCCAAAGGAUCUGACUGAGUUCCGCCGAAACCGAGUACUAGAACUUGACUGUACAGAGAUGUGAAGACGCGUAAUGUGUUAUGCAAGCCCUUCAUAAGGAAAAAUGUAUUGAGCAUACUGAUAGAUAUCGUGUGAACAUGUGAUCGCCACCAGGCAUCCAAGCAGGAGCUCGAGUGGAGUAUGCAUCUGUGUGCCCCAGGUCACCUUUCAUGUCAAGGAAAUGGAUUGUACAAGAUUAACUAACCCGGAUGCGCUAAAUCUGGUAGCAAGAACCAUGUUGUUUUCCUAGCAUAUUGACUAAGGAUUUGCCAUACACUUGUUGCUCCAACUUGUAACUUAUAGGGACAGAUCAUGCUGUGCCCUCUCUACAAUCUUAUUGCUUGGCCGCAUGACAGGGCGAAUGAUUAACUGAUGAAUUA